Molecule: messenger RNA, 1158 nt
Organism: Pistacia vera
Lineage: Eukaryota; Viridiplantae; Streptophyta; Magnoliopsida; Sapindales; Anacardiaceae
Exons: 4
Coding region: 1-1158 (385 amino acids)
Source: RefSeq, a predicted model, not a curated record
AUGAUCUCAACAUUUGAACAAGAGGAAAAUAUUGGUGAUUCAAGUAAAAGAGUGGAUGUUGAUUUGCGAGAUCUUCCUACGGAUUUGGGCUUAGGACCCCGAAUUUUAGAUUAUAAUCCUAAUAUUCAAGAUCAAAUCCAAAGAAUAUAUUUGGAAAAGGGUCCUUGUCAACCUAAGGGCCAUGAGUUUCCUUCUAGAUAUUUUGGUGGAUUUUCAAGACGAUUUGUUGUUUCUUGGUUUAGUGAAUUUGAACAAUGGUUGGAAUAUAGUGUCGUGAAAUAUGCUGCGUUUUGUCUUGAUUCCUAUCUUUUUAAGCCAGAUGGUGAUAAAGGAGGUGGUGAUUGCCUUGUUGCUUUCAAGAACGCUCUUGAUAAUGUCAAAUUUUCAUCACUUGAGAUUCAAAAAGACACUGUAAGUGCUGUUCCAAAUGAAACCAUAAGUGUUAUCAUUAGAGAUUUAGGAGAUUCAUUAUUCGAUAUAAUGAUUGAUGAAUCUCGUGAUAUCUCUAGGAAGAAACAAAUGGCUAUUGUCUUACAUUAUGUUAACAAGAAUGGACUUGUGGAGCACUUUCUAGCGAUUGUGGUUAAUAUUAUCAAUGCUCUGUCAAAGCAUUGCAAUAUUUGUAGAGAUAAGCAAGCUUAUAAAGUUAUUGAAGUUCUUUCUAGUGGUGAACUUUCAAGUGGAAAAGAUCUCAAUCAAGAGACUAAUAUGCAACGUGCCAAUGAUACGUGUUGGGGCUCGCAUUAUGGUACGUUAAUGAGCAUAACCUUGAUGUUUUCAUCCAUUAUUGAUGUUCUUGAAAUUGUGGCAAAAGAUGAGUCAAACUUUGAGCAAAGAUUUCAUGCAAAAAACAUAUUGAAACUGUUGCAAUCAUUAGACUUUGUGUUUACUCAAUUUUUGAUGAAAGGUAUAAUUGGCUUUACAACUGAACUUUCUCAAACACUACAAAGAAAAGAUGAUAUUGUAAAUACUAUGAUUUUGGUUGAAGCACGUAAGCAAGCUUUACAAUUGAUGAGGGAUAGUGGAUGGGAGACUUUAUUAAGCAAAAGACGAGCCUCGAACAUUCCCCUUUGGGGCCGGGAAAGGGAAUUCCUAUCAUCCCGUAACAGGGAUGGGGCAGGCAGUGAUCUUGAGGGCGAGGAUGGAUACGGUGACUGA